Messenger RNA from Arctia plantaginis, 2355 nucleotides. Lineage: Eukaryota; Metazoa; Arthropoda; Insecta; Lepidoptera; Erebidae. The record is from the annotation of a GenBank genome assembly.
AUGUUGUCCAAAAAAAGUAUUGUAUUCUUUCUUAUUUAUGAUUGUUUUUUGUUUGGAAACUGUUCAAUAUAUCACAACUUAAAAUAUUUUGAAACUAUACAUGCCUCAAGUCUUUCUCACAAUAUUGUCAAAAGAGGCACCAAGCUGUCUAACCAUCCAUUCAACACAAUCAAAGAAGUACACUUUAAAACUCUUGGCAAGGAAUUCCGAUUGAUUUUACAUCCUCACACUUCAGUUCUUCAUUCAAAUUUUAAAGCAUAUGCUGUGGAUGGUGAUGGUAAAGAAACUACAGUUCAUGUUGAUCAGGGAAACUACUACACAGGGAGGGUGUUUGGUGAGAAAGUCUCAGAUGUAAAACUGCACAUGGAGGAUGGUAUGAUAACAGGAAUAAUUCACACACCAGAGGAAACAUACCAUAUUGAGCCAUCGUGGCGUCAUUUACCACAUCUGGACGACAAGACGAUGAUAACAUAUCGGUCCUCCGACGUACACUUCAGUUGGAAAGAUACUGACGGUACUACCACUGGGGAUGGUGCAAGACCACGAGUUUGUGGUUAUGUAAAAGAAGGAAAAGAAUUAGAAGAUGAUGAGGACGAUGGCCAAAUUCAUAUUGAUGUUGAAACUGAGCAUGAACAGUCAGAAAAAGAGAAAUACCUACAAGACAUACAUUCAUAUAACACUAGUGACGUAGACGAGAAUCGCAGGGUAAAGAGACAAAGCGACUACGAGUACACUCCUACUAAAACGAGGUGUCCACUGCUCCUUGUGGCCGAUUACAGAUUCUUUCAAGAAAUGGGUGCUAGUAAUACUAAAACUACUAUUAGUUAUUUGAUUAGCCUCAUUGACCGAGUUCACAAAAUUUACAACGAUACUCUGUGGCAAGAUAGACAGGACAUGGAUGGUUUUAAAGGAAUGGGAUUUGUGAUAAAGAAAAUCCUAGUGCAUUCGGAGCCGACGCGUGUGCGCGGUGGUGAAGCCCAUUAUAACAUGGUACGGGAGAAGUGGGACGUGCGGAAUCUACUUGAGGUAUUCAGCCGCGAGUAUUCCCAUAAGGAUUUUUGCCUCGCUCAUUUGUUCACUGAUCUGAAGUUUGAAGGUGGUAUACUUGGCUUAGCUUACGUUGGCUCACCCAGACGCAAUUCAGUUGGAGGCAUUUGCACACCAGCUGUUAUGGCGUAUAGUGUGAGUGUCCUUAUAUGUUUUUUUUUGCAUGUUACAUUUCAAUGUAAAUACUUCAAAAAUGGCUACACUCUCUACCUCAAUUCGGGUCUUAGUUCGUCUCGCAACCACUACGGUCAACGCGUGAUCACUCGGGAAGCAGAUCUCGUGACCGCUCAUGAAUUCGGUCAUAACUGGGGCUCCGAGCAUGACCCCGACGUGGCCGAGUGUUCCCCCGCCGCCAGUCAAGGUGGCUCUUACCUCAUGUACACGUAUAGUGUCAGCGGAUAUGAUGUCAAUAAUAAGAGGUUUUCACCCUGUAGUUUACGGUCCAUCCGGAAAGUGCUGCAGGCAAAGUCGGGGCGAUGCUUUUCGGAGCCUGAGGAGAGCUUCUGCGGCAACUUGCGCGUCGAAGGCGGCGAGGAGUGUGACGCUGGAUUGCUCGGCACCGAAGAUAAUGACAUGUGUUGCGACAAAAAUUGUAAACUGAGAAAAAAUCAAGGCGCCGUGUGCAGCGACAAGAACUCCCCGUGCUGCGCGGGCUGCGUGUUCGCGCCGCCCGGCCUCGUGUGUCGAGAGGCGGCCCACUCGGCGUGCGAGGGAGAGGCCACCUGCAACGGCGCCUCCGCCGACUGCCCCAAGGCGCCAGCGAUAGCGGACGAGCACGAGUGCGCGGAACGCGGGCGCUGUCGCAACGGCACGUGCGUGCCCUACUGUGAGACGCAGGGCAUGCACAGCUGUAUGUGUGAUAUAGUGGCGGACGCAUGCAAACGUUGCUGUCGCAAGAGUCUCAAUAAGACUUGCUUCCCAGUAGCGCAGAAUGACAUACUUCCAGACGGAACACCCUGUAUUCAAGGCUUUUGCAAUAAGGGUGUUUGUGAAAAAACUAUCCAAGACGUAGUAGAACGUUUUUGGGAUAUUAUAGAAGACAUCAAUAUAAAUAAUGUAUUGGGUUUUCUGCGUGACAACAUUGUGGGUGUCGUUGUGCUUGUUACUGCUUUCAUCUGGAUACCAGCUAGUUGUGUUAUUAGUUACGUGGAUCGUCGCCGACAGCGCCAACACCAGAAGUAUUUAGAGUGGGAGAGGCAACACGAUCUUGUACACCCUUCCUCACCGCGUAAAAUAAUACACACCAGAUUACCAAAGCAGAAACCGCCGGGAAUGAAGGGCAAUAUUCAAGGGUCGAGUCAGUUAUAG